AUGGCAGAGCAGAAAGGCAAUGUUUCUGUCGAGACACCGGAAGUAGAGAAGCAGGGUAUCUCCAGGGCAAUGGAUGAGGCAGCAGAGUACCUUGCUCAUAGCACUGGCUUUGCACCUUUGUCCCCGGAAGAAGAGAAGAAGAUGGUACGCAAGAUGGAUUGGAUCCUUCUGCCAAUGCUCUUUAUGACCGCUACUUUGGGUGCUGUUGAUAAGGUCGCUAUCAGCACUGCAGCCAUCUAUGGCCUCAAGGAUGACCUUCAUCUUGUGGGUCAACAAUAUUCUUGGGCUGGAUCCAUCUUAUCUCUCGGAGCCAUUGUUGGCAUGUGGCCAUCCACGUACCUGGUCCACAGACUGCCCUCUGCCAAAUACCUAUCUGCAUGCUCGUUAGGCUGGUCAGUCAUGGCACUUCUCAUGCCGGUCUCUCGUAAAUGGAGCGGACUAAUGGCUUUGAGAUUCUUUAUGGGUUGUUUGGAGGCGAUCAUUGUUCCAUCAAUUUCUCUGAUCGUCGCUGGGUUCUAUAAAAAGUCUGAGCAGCCCCCUCGAAAUGCCUUGGUAUUUGCGGCAGCAAGUUCUAUAGUCAACGGCUUCCUGUCGUGGGCGGUCGGUCACAUUCCUUCUAGUGCAGCACUUUCUAUUUGGCAAUACCUUUUUCUGAUCACAGGCUCUAUUUCGACACUGUGGUCUAUCAUCGCUUUGAUCUUCCUCCCGGACUCUCCUAUGAAUGCGUUUUUCCUCAACGAUAGAGAGAAGUACCAUGCUGUCCAGCGCCUGGCCGAGAACAAAACCGGGAUCACAAACCGACAAUGGAAGUGGGAUCAGGCUCUGGAGGCGGCUAUUGAUCCGAAGACUUGGGUUCUAUUUUUCUUCAACAUCGCCAUCAACAUACCCAACGGGGGUCUCACAACCUUCAGCGGCAUCAUCAUCAACAACCUAGGCUUCUCUCCCGUGAUUACCUCCCUGCUGAACAUGCCGACUGGUGUGAUGUCUACCCUGUCGGCAUUCUGCUUCUCUUGGAUCGCGGCUAAGUGGACCAACCGUCGCUGUCUGGUUACUAUGUUAGCAUCUUGUGUCCCUAUAAUUGGUGCCAUCCUGGUCUACAGCUUACCGCGAACGAACCUGGGUGGUCAGAUGGUUGGCAUAUAUCUGUUAUACACAUACUUCGGUCCGUACGUUGUGGGAAUAUCCAUGGCUCAGGCUAAUACGGCGGGUAAUACCAAGAAGACCGUACAACAUUUCGAGCAAAUCAAGCACCAGAAUACACAGGGGGGAUUUGUUGCCAUGCUGGCUUGCUAUUGCGUCUGCGUUCUGCUGAUGGCAGUCUACUGGGCCAUUGCGCACAACUUGAAUCGCCGAGCUACAGUUGGGGUUGGCCCUGAGGAAGAUCGAGCCGAUGGGGACUUGAUGGAUGCAUUUGCUGAUAAAACUGACUUCCAGCAAAAGGCAUUCAAGUAUACUACGUAG
Molecule: messenger RNA, 1461 nt
Organism: Penicillium mononematosum
Lineage: Eukaryota; Fungi; Ascomycota; Eurotiomycetes; Eurotiales; Aspergillaceae
Exons: 7
Coding region: 1-1461 (486 amino acids)
Biological process (GO): transmembrane transport
Cellular component (GO): membrane
Molecular function (GO): transmembrane transporter activity
Source: RefSeq, a predicted model, not a curated record